GCCGGAAAUGACGUUUUAACUACGAGCGCCGCUUCCAAAACACAACCAGGAGUCUGCAAAGGGAGCCGGAAAUGGCAUGAUUAAGUGAUUUAGACAUCUCACAGGCCUGAUCAUGUCUGUGGUGACAGUCCAGCUGGGUCAGUGCGGUAACCAGGUGGGACAGGAGCUGUUUGACGUCAUGCGUAGCGAUGCUCCAGACGUCCACAGGAAAACGUACAGCGCGGUCAGCCGUGAGCGCUUCUUCCGCCAGACCACACAGGGAGCCCUUGAAGCCAGGGCGGUGCUGAUUGAUAUGGAGCCUAAAGUGAUCAACCACAGCAUGAGCGAGGCUGCGAAGUCUGGCAGGUGGAGGUAUGGAGAAACGUCCCACUUCAGCCAGAAACAGGGCUCUGGAAACAACUGGGCCAAUGGGUAUUGCGUCCAUGGCCCUCGUCACAGAGACGCGGUGGAGGAGCUGGUGAGGAGGGAGGUGGAGCAUUGCGACAUGCUGGCGGGGUUCAUCCCCAUCAUGAGUGUCGCGGGGGGGACAGGUUCAGGAGUCGGUACUUUCGUCACUCAGUGUCUCAGAGACGUCUACCCAUCGUCGUUUGUCCUUAACCACCUCACCUGGCCAUAUGGGACUGGGGAAGUGAUUGUCCAGAACUACAACUCGGUGCUGACGCUUGCACACCUCUACCAGCUCUCUGAUGCCAUCCUGGUGCACGAGAACGACAUCGUGCACAAGAUCUGCAGUCAGCUGCUGAAGAUCAAGCAGAUCUCUUUCAGUGACAUCAACAGGGUCAUCGCUCACCAGCUGGGUGGGGUGCUGCAGCCCACGCUCACGCCCGUUUCCUGUGGAGCGUACAGUAGGCAUCCUAUUGGCGAGUUGAUGAGCGCUCUCGCCUGCCACCCAGAGUACAAGCUGCUGAGUGUGUGCACCAUCCCCCAGAUGGCCAGCUCCUCCAUCGCCUUCAGCACCUUCAGCUGGCCGGCGCUGCUCAAACACCUGCGGCAGAUGCUCAUCUCCAACAGCAAGAUGGAAGGAGGUAUAGACUGGCAGGUCUGUCCCCCUCCAGCCUCAGCGGGGCGGUCCAGGAGUCUCUCAGCUGGCAGCUUCAACACCUCCCUGGCCAACCUGCUCAUCCUGAGGGGGAAGGACGUCUACAGUGCAGACACAGGGGGAUUUGAAGACCCAGCUAUUUAUACUUCAUGGCUUCCACCAGACGAAGCGCUUAGCUUGUGGAAAUCCCCCGUCCCCUUCAAUAAGUAUGAGAAGUCUGCAACACUGGUUAGCAACAGCCAGGCUCUGCUCAGACCUCUGGAUGACAUGGUGAGAAAAGCCUGGAACAUGUUUGCUUCCAGGGCCUACAUCCAUCAGUACGUUAAAUUUGGGAUCUCAGAGGAGGAUUUUCUGGACAGCUUUACGUCUCUUGAGCAGGUGAUCUCCAGCUACUCUGAGCUUCAAUAGGUAAGCUGAGAGUAGCUGUGAGAGAGCAACAAACACAAUGGACUGAUUUUAACUGCAUUAUUUAUUUUGGUAGAUUUAAAAAAAAAAAAAAAA
Molecule: messenger RNA, 1540 nt
Organism: Poecilia reticulata (guppy)
Lineage: Eukaryota; Metazoa; Chordata; Actinopteri; Cyprinodontiformes; Poeciliidae
Gene: tubd1
Product: tubulin, delta 1
Biological process (GO): microtubule-based process
Cellular component (GO): microtubule
Molecular function (GO): structural constituent of cytoskeleton; GTP binding
Source: RefSeq, a predicted model, not a curated record